UUUACCCAUUAAUCAGAGACCACAUACCAUUGUUUCUGAGUAACAAGUCACAAGACACUAUUUUUACAUAUCUUUUGUCAGUUGCCACUUUACUGGUCUAUGAUGGAGUCUUUGUCAGUGAAUGAAUGGCUGUAAAGAAUAAGUCAGACUUCUUCCUUUACACUUGUCUCUGCUUUUUUUCAAAAGAAUGGGUCUUUAAUUAUAACUAGCAAGUAUUAUUGAUUCUUACUCCAUCCAAAAGACUAGUUUCAUCUUAUAACCAAGAAAGGGGUACAUUAUACAGUCAAAUUACAGAUAAAAGAAAAAGAAACUGUCACCCUUUUUCCUUUUAUCUUUUUCUGUUCUGUCUUUGCAAGAAUCUCUACUGUGUUUUUGAAACUUAAGUACAGUCAAGAAUUUAGAGGCAAAAAUUGAAUUGUGUGAUGGAAUCAUCAUCAUCAUCAUCAUCAUCAAAGAGGGCCAAGGCACCAGGGAAUAUAGUUCAUUGCUUGGUUGAUGGGUGUAAUGCAGACCUCAGUGAAUGCAGAGAGUAUCAUCGCCGGCAUAAAGUUUGUGAGGUGCAUUCAAAGACUGCCAAAGUCACCAUUGCAGGUCGAGACCAACGCUUCUGUCAGCAAUGCAGCAGGUUUCAUUCAUUGGUAGAAUUUGAUGACGGAAAGAGAAGCUGUCGGAAACGUCUUGAUGGACAUAACAGGCGUCGAAGGAAGCCUCAGCCAGAUUCUAUGGCAAAAAAUUCUGGAUUACUUUUUGGCCAACAAGGAUCGGAACUCCUGUCAUUUAGCAGUCAACAAAUAUUUCCAAGUGCAGUUGUGAGCUCUGCAUGGGCUGGCGUUGUCAAAACAGACAGUGAUAUGGUAUUAUACAACAACCAAUCACAUAUGAAUGGUAUGGACAGUCAAAACUCGUUCCCUGAUUCUUCGGGUCAUAGCUAUACAGGAGGAAGCCAAUUCCAGUUCAUGCAAGGCAGUGAUCAUAGUCUGACUGAAUCUUCUUCAAUCUGCCAGCCACUUUUUGAACAUCCCACUUCUGCAGCAGGAAUUUCUAGCAGCGGACAAAAGAUCUUCUCCAGUGGAUUAAAUGAUAUUGUUGAUUCUGAUCGUGCUCUCUCUCUUCUGUCAUCAGCACCCGCUGUAACUAGGGAGAUUGGUUUGAGUCACAUGGUGCAGCAGCCUGCCUCUAUCCCGCGUUCCCAGUCACAGGGCCUGCAGUAUGAUGGUCUAAGCCAUUUCCCUUUUGCUCAAGAUUUCAAUAGCAAACCUCAAGAUUCACAUGUUAGCAACAGCAGCAGCCCUCUCCAUUUCCAUGAUAUGUUGCAAAAUGCACAAGAUGGAUCAUCUACAAGUGGUGGCUCUCAGCAAACACUAGCCUUUAUGUGGGACUAAACUUUUAACAUCAAGGAUAUUCCGUUAAUCUUGAAUCCAUCCAACCAAAUGGUAUUCCAUUUCAGAAUGUUUAGCUUCUAAUUAGAGUCGAAUGUUUGUGUGAUAUAUCACUUAACUUUUCUAUAUUUUCCCUUCAUUAUGACGAUUCUCUCCUCUC
Molecule: messenger RNA, 1539 nt
Organism: Solanum verrucosum
Lineage: Eukaryota; Viridiplantae; Streptophyta; Magnoliopsida; Solanales; Solanaceae
Product: squamosa promoter-binding-like protein 16
Exons: 4
Coding region: 423-1382 (319 amino acids)
Cellular component (GO): nucleus
Molecular function (GO): DNA binding
Source: RefSeq, a predicted model, not a curated record